UCCAUUCCCACGUACAAUCCAUUUCAUUCCUUCUUCCAUUACCAAACGAGGCGUAACAGGAUUCCCCCGAUCGGAUCUCAGUCUCUUCCCGCUGGUUCUUCCCAGGGUUUUUCUCCAACUCGACCGUCGUCUUGAUACAGGUGUAUAUGCAGAUCGAAGAUUAGUAAUUGAUCUCAAAGUCAUGAAUUACCUUGUUGGAGCAUUCAAGUCACCAUGUAAUAUUGCGGUCACAUUUUCUGAUGGGAGAACCCGUAAACAGGCUUCCAUGAAAAUGGACAAUGGAAAGACUGCAUUGGUUCCACUUUUUCAAAGUCAAGAGAACAUAGCUGGGGAGGUGUCUAUUGAACCUGUCCAUGGGAAAAAGGUUGAACACACCGGUGUUAAGAUUGAGCUUCUUGGUCAGAUAGAGUUGUAUUUUGACAGGGGCAACUUUUAUGACUUCACUUCUCUAGUGCGCGAGCUAGAAGUUCCUGGUGAACUAUAUGAAAGGAAGACCUAUCAGUUUGAAUUCUCUACAGUUGAAAUGCCGUAUGAAUCAUAUAAUGGGGUAAAUGUGAGGUUAAGGUAUGUUCUCAAAGUAACAGUCAGUCGUUCUGUAUUCAGCAACAUUGUGGCGUACCAAGACUUCUGCGUCCGCAACUAUACUCCAGUACCAACUAUCAACAAUAGCAUCAAGAUGGAAGUUGGAAUUGAAGAUUGCUUGCAUAUUGAGUUUGAGUACAACAAAAGCAAGUAUCAUCUAAAGGAUAUUAUUAUUGGCAAGAUAUACUUUCUUCUAGUAAGAAUUAAGAUUAAAAAUAUGGAACUCGAAAUUAGGCGUCGAGAAUCUACUGGGUCAGGUCCUAAUACAUAUGUCGAGACCGAAACUCUUGCAAAGUUUGAGUUGAUGGAUGGUGCUCCUGUCAGAGGCGAAUCAAUCCCGAUUAGAUUGUUUUUGAGCCCAUAUGAACUAACUCCAACUUAUCGUAACAUCAACAACAAAUUCAGCGUGAAGUACUACCUGAACCUUGUCCUCGUCGAUGAGGAAGAUCGCCGAUACUUCAAGCAGCAAGAAAUCACGAUGUAUAGGCUCCUCCUGGAAACCGAAUGAGGUUAAUUCCCUUACCAUGGUAAAGCAUAAAACGAUAGUUUGGAAUAACAUAGAGGUGGCUCGGUUAGAGGAACCAAGCUUGUUUUGUUUCCCUUGUACUCUAAAGUUAGGAAUGAAUGUAUAGUUUUUUCCACCAAAAACCAAGUUGUUUCUCAUUUUGCGCCUCACUAUUAGAUACACCUCCCCUUGUAAUGGAUACGGCUCUAUGUAAUGCUAUUUUGGUUGGUGAUGGUUUCA
Molecule: messenger RNA, 1327 nt
Organism: Asparagus officinalis (garden asparagus)
Lineage: Eukaryota; Viridiplantae; Streptophyta; Magnoliopsida; Asparagales; Asparagaceae
Product: vacuolar protein sorting-associated protein 26A-like
Exons: 12
Coding region: 182-1090 (302 amino acids)
Biological process (GO): retrograde transport, endosome to Golgi; intracellular protein transport
Cellular component (GO): retromer complex; endosome
Source: RefSeq, a predicted model, not a curated record